AUGAUCUCCACAAGCAGCACAUACGCACAUGUUCUUCACGAACUAGUCACAGAUCUGGAUCUAUCUUCAAUACUUAUCCAUCUCUAGUUUCGGGGUGCUGUCCUUGAGCUUGUCAGGAGUAUCAACCCCACUACAAAAACAGUUCAUGGGAAGGCCAGGAAACCUAAUGUGCAAGGCAGUGUAGAAGUUGCCAACAAGGAACUGAAGCAAAAGAUCACUAACUCAAUUCUUGAGCGCAGGAACAAAGCUACAGGUAGAGAAUUAGAGGAAGGGUCCAUAAACUGGGUCACUGUUCUUGGUGAUGCAAUUAGGGCUCAUAAUUCCAAAGUUGGAAGAAACGGGAUCUCACCUUAUGAAGUAGUGUUCGGAAAGAAGUUUGAUGACCCAAUGUACUCCCACAUUCCUGCUGAAGAAUUCACCAAUCUGGCGAAACCAGCUACAGUGCAUAAUCGGCUACCAGUGAUGGGUCCUCUGUUCCGUGAGAAGAUGGUGCUCACAGGUGAGCUUACUACUGAUGUAGAAGAUGAUGAAUUUGUUGUUGAAGCAGUUCCAGGACCUGCUGUAUCACCACCACCACCUGUCCAGCUGAAGAUGGCAUCAAAACCUGUACCUGUAGGACAAAAUGGAGAGCCUUUCCUACAGCCUUUUGGACAGCCAAAAAGAACCCCACCACUUCAGGGUCAGCUGAAGAGACCACCAGUGGGACAGCUGAAGAGACCACCAGUGGGACAGCUGAAGAGACCACCAGUUGUGGGACAGCUGAAGAGACCACCAGUGGGACAGCUGAAGAGACCACCAGUGGGACAGCUGAAGAGACCACCAGUGGGACAGCUGAAGAGACCACCAGUGGGACAGCUGAAGAGACCACCAGUGGGACAGCUGAAGAGACCAGGCCACUGGCCCACAGCUGAAGAGCCCACACCCUCUAUUGUCCCCCCCACCCAUCCAUGUCUGAAGAGGCACAAGUCCGAGAACCCAGACUUGGGAGAUGGUUGGACUAAAUGCUACUUGCUCUGCACCCAGUGCCAGAAGAGUAAAGGAAAACCAGUUUCCAGUCUUUGUGCCUACCAUGAUGAGAGUCUACGUUCCUACUUACCUAGAGAUGCUUGGUGGCCCACACCAUUGGUCACUAGUUUCUUAAGUCUUGUGAAUCACGGCUAUCACAAUGAAGUGACACUGCUGAUUGGAGCUGAUAGGACAAAUGACAAAUUGUUGCAGUUUGGACCAGGUACAAUAGAAAGACUACCAGACAACAUUGAAAAGGGUGUUUUCCUUCUGUUCAACGGAAACCAUUUUGCACUGGCCUGUGUAUUGAUAAAGGAGAAUAGGGUUGUCAUUUAUGAUGGUUUGGUCAGAGAUGGUUCGUCCCUCAAUCACUACAAAACAGCAGUGGGAUAUGUUCUGCAGAAGUAUGGGCUAGUACACUCCAAAAAACGCACAAGGAACUUUCUCAUUGACAGUGCAGAACAGCUGUCACCCUACAAGAAGAAGAUUGGUUCAGCCUUCAGCACAGGAAUGUGUACACUGGAACGGGCUAGGCAAUUCAUACAGUUGGAUGGUUCAUCUUGUGGCCCCUUGGCAUGCUCCAAAGGGGCUGAGCUGCUUUCCUGUGGACAGCUCAUGAUUGGAAAUGACAGGGAAGCUAUAUUGGAAGAGUACAGAAGUAGGCUUCACGGAGACUCUGUAGGUGUGUUCUGGAAGCCUAAGGUCAGAGUACACUACAUCGAAGGUGAAGACUGUGAUGAUAACUACAAAACUGUGAGGGAAUGGGGCUUGUACUCUCUGAAUGGUGAGAACUUAGAGAUGGUCACUCAAAAUGCUCAGCAUAGUGCUGGCAAAGAGGCCCACAAUGAAAGUGAGGCCAUUGAGGCCAAAAACAAAAGUGAAUCCAACAGCAACAAAAGUGUGAACAAAAACGAAAGAGAGACCAAUAACCCCAUCAACAUAAGUGAGUCCAACUCCAACACCAGCAUUGAAAGUGAGUCCAACAGAAACAAAAGUGAGGCCAAUGAAUGUGAGAUCAACAAAAGUGAGACCAACAAAAGUGAGGCCAAUGAAACUGAGACCAACAACCAAAGUGAGACCCACUGUAGCAAAAGUGAAGCCAACAACAAAAGUGCGGAAGCCAAUGAAAGUGAAGACAGCCAAAGUGAAGACAACCAUCAUAAUGUAGAAGAAGACUGGGUGCUUGCUGCUAUGAAGUCUAGAAGAAGUGACUUCAAUAGAAGGCUAGCAGUGGUGAGGCAGAGAGAACAGGCAAAACGACACAAGGACCUUUAUGAAAACAGCAUCCAAGUGAAGUUAGGUGACACAGUUUGUGUCAAAGUUGACAAAAGGGACAGGACUUCAACUCAUUCUAUAAGAGUCAUGGGUGUGGUUGCUGAUAUUUUGCCUACUAAGGCAGUGCUUGUGGUAACUCAAAAUGGGGUCAUUGGCAGGGGACGUGGCAGGCGGAAAAGCCCUACCUAUAUAUCUCCAGAAGAUUGGGAGCAUAGUGAUGCUGCACUGACCACCGUUCUUAAAUUGGCCAAAAGUGAAAUCCUUGAGGACAGGUUUGAGAUGAAAGACUACUCCGUCUGUAGCUUUCAGGAUGCCUACUCUUUUGAGACCAAGACUACCAGAAGGGCAAGACCACGGAAGAUCCAAAAAUGCAAUUGCAAAUCAACUGCUACUGCUUGCAGCUCCAAUCGUUGUUCUUGUAGGAAGAGAAAGCAUGUUUGUACCUCGAGCUGUGGGUGCCAAGGGACAUGUUUCAAUGGAGUAGUCAAACAAUGGUGA
Cylindrotheca closterium is the source of this 2778-nucleotide messenger RNA. The record is from the annotation of a GenBank genome assembly. Lineage: Eukaryota; Bacillariophyta; Bacillariophyceae; Bacillariales; Bacillariaceae.